UUUUGCUUGGAUGUGAUAAACUUGUGAUCUGAAGCUGCUACAAUGUCUCAAGAAGGAGAAACUGGAAUGCAAGAGAAUACUUCUAAUCCUGAUAAGAGAGGCAAGGCUCUCAACCAGGAGAGGGCUUCAAGAGGGAUUCCGACUCAUCGCACCCUAAAGCCACCAAACAGUAUACCAAAACCUGGCGCACAUGCAGCUGCAGGGAAGCUGGGCUCCAAACCCACACUAGCAUCAAAAGAGAAUGACUCUGCACCAAGGGCGGCUCCCCGGGUGGGAGCGGCGGGCGGCCGUCCUCCAUCCUCCCACCCUGCCAGUGCCUCUGCAGCGGGCUCCAAACCGCGCACGGGCGGCGCGCGUGCCGCGGCGGCGGCCCAGUCGGCGCGCACAGCUCGGAAGCCGCUGUCUGCCAGCGAUCCGUCCGGGGCCGGCCGGCAGCCGGCGGCCCGCCCGCUGGUGAAGGCAGCCGCCGGGCCGCGCCAGGGCCGGCCGCGGCCGCGCGGCAUGGCCACCGUGGGGGGCGGCGCGCCGCUGUUCGCCACGCCGGGCGACACCAGCCAGCUGCACCCGGCCAUCAUCAAGGCGGCGAGACGGAGCGGCCAGCUGAACCUCUCCAGUCGCGAGCUGACCGAAGUGCCGCCGAAGGUGUGGCGCAUCAACGAGAUCGACAACGAGGAGGCCAAGCAGCUGACAAUGGAGAUGGACGGCGGCGGCGAGGAGCGCUGGUGGGACCAGAAGCCGCUGGCCAAGCUGCUGCUCUGCGGCAACCGGCUGACGGCGCUGUCGGACGAGCUCGGUCUGCUCACACACCUCACCACGCUAGACGUGCACGACAACGCGCUGACGUCGCUGCCGGAGUCGGUGGGCCAGCUGCAGUCGCUGACCCGGCUGGUGGUCAGUCACAACCAGCUGCGCCAGCUGCCCGGACAGCUGUUCGGCGUGACGACGCUGCGCCAGCUGCUGGCUGACCACAACCGGCUGGAGCAGCUGCCCGAACAGACCGGCGACUGCCUGGACCUCGAGCUGCUGGAUGUGUCUCACAACUGUUUGACCUCGCUACCGCCCGGACUGGGCUACCUUCACCGGCUGACGCGGCUGGCGGCCUCCGAUAAUCGGCUGACCUCUCUGCCCGACGAGAUCGGCUCCAUGACCAGCGCCGGCCACCACGGUGGAGGUGUACGUCACCUGGACCUGUCGCGCAACUCCCUGACGGCGCUGCCCGCCUCCAUGGGCCAGCUCUACCAGCUGGAGGUGCUCGACCUGCGCCAGAACCAGCUCACCCAGCUGCCCGAGCUCACCGACUGUCACGCGCUCAAAGAGCUCCACGUCGGCUUCAAUCAGAUCAAGGAAAUGAGCGUCGAGCUGGUCGAGAGCCUCAAGUCUGUGGUGACGCUGGACCUGUCCAACAACAAGCUGGAGGCGCUGCCGGACGAGAUCAGCUGCCUGCAGCGGCUGGAGCGGCUUGACCUGCGCAACAACGACCUGGCCGUGCCGCCACUGCGUCUCUGUCUGCUGCCACUGCUGAAGUCAGUCCAGCUGGAGGGGAACGCCAUGCGCUCUGUGCGCCGUGACCUGCUGACGCGCAGCACGCAGCAGCUGCUGCGCCACUUCAGGGAGCGUCUCCAGGGACAGGCGGCCGUCGAGGGACUGCUGAUCCCCGGUCUGAGUGACGCCGGCGGCGGAGGGCCCUGUGACGUGCCCGACAGCCAGGCGGCCGAGAGAGACCGGCUGCACGAGGUGCACAAGAUGAAGAGCAGCCGGCUGCUGUCACACAGCGGACAGAAGGCGACAGAGAUUCCGGACGACCUGUUUGCCAUGGGUCAAGAAGCUGAGGUCACGACGGUCGACUUCAGCAAGAACAUGUUGACCAGCGUGCCGGCAGACAACCUGCUGCUGCUCAGCGGCCACCUGUCGGAGCUCAAUGUCAGCGGUAACCGGCUGACGGAGCUGCCCGAGGCGCUGGGCCAGUGUCGCCGCCUGACCUUCCUGAACGCCAGCAGCAACCAGCUGGCCGGCCUGCCCGGCAGCCUGGCCACGCUGCAGCACCUGCGCGAGGUGGCUCUCUCGAUGAACAGGCUCACGGCCAUCCCGGAGGUGCUCUACUCGGUGCCUUCCCUGGAGAUCAUCCUGGCCAGCGACAACCAGAUCACCGAGAUCCAGGUGGAGCCGCUCCGCAAGCUCACCCGGCUCGCCACGCUCGACCUGCGCAACAACAGCAUCGCUCACGUGCCGGCCAAACUCGGCUACAUGGAGCAGCUCAGGUCUCUCGGUCUGGAGGGUAAUCUGUUCAAGCAGCCUCGGCCGGCGAUCCUGGCCCAGGGCACCGCCUCCAUCCUGCAGUAUCUGAAGGACCGUGUGCCCAUGUCGGAACGCACCGAGUAAGCCGCAGCCGCCGGCUGAGAAAUCUUCUGGAGAACGUGCUAGACAGUAGAUAUUACAGCUUCCGCGGGGCCAGUUUAUCAUUAAUCGGCUUCAAUACUCGCUUUUCAGGACCUAAUGCUGCGUGCACUUCGCAUAAUGAUAGUCAGUAACCAUGGUCCAUUAGUGGGGUUUUACUGUUUUACUCAUCUUUAUCACUACGGUUUUAUUUCGCGACACUGCUAUGAGAAUGCAAUAGGGCGAUGAUUAGGGCAAUGGGGUGAUAGGGCCAUUGAAGUGAUUUUGUUGGUUGUUUUUGUCCACUCGGGAGGUCACUGGGGAAAAUAAGGUAGAUAAGCAUCGCAUCUGACCAGAGCAUGGCUAGCAAUCGAGUGAUGCUGUUUAGCGGCUCAUAUGGCGCCGGUAGUGCUGACUGUGAUAUCUCCUCGGCUGAGCAUUAGUAGCGGUGACACGGCUAUGAUGUAGUGCUGCACACGGUUUUGAUCACACUCCACUGAUCACAGUGUUCACUGUGGCUCAUGCCUGCUUGUGGCGCGGCGUGGUGUCCGUGUCCGCAGUGAUAUUUACCGGUGAUUGCCGAUCCUUCUACACCCGGUGACAGCCAGCUCAGACGUCCGUUCGUGCGGCCUGCGUGCCUGUGUGCCUGUGUGGGAUGGCCAGUUCCAAUCAACUGACCGCGACCGGACACCUUCGUGCGAGGUCGGGUUUCACCAAUCGGUGUGGGGCAGGAGACGGCAUUUCCGUUCGGCCAUCCCGGGUUGUGACAGCUUGUGGCGAUGAUGCCGUGUGAUUCAUACCUGCUGGAUCAGGUGACCAGUCUGAACAGUUAUUAGUUUGUGUGGAUUUGUUGGUGUUUUGUGGGCACAGACUUGUACCAUUGUGAGCUUUGGCAGCUUGGAGAUGCUUUUGGGAUAGUCCUUAAUUAUUAUUUCAUCAUUGUGAACCGUCAGUACUACAGACAGUAUAUUGGCCAGCGUUCUAUAAUGUUCCGCAAUUCCUUUGACAUCUGAAAUAAUUUCUUUGAAGACCAUCUUUUAUAUAUUUGACGUUGCAUAAUGUUGGCGUUUUACUGUACUUAAUCGAAAAAUAUAGCUUUUUUAACCUUAGAUUAUUUUAUCUGGUUACUGUUAAAUAAAUUUGGAUUUAUUGAUCUGUGACCAAUGCAUUUGUAAGAAAUUUUGUUCCAAUCGAGUAUACAUCGUUUUUUCCGUGGCAGAUGGUCCCACCGCGUGAAAUAUGGAACAGCCAUGGAGCGACACUUUGCCAUAUCGUUAAUAGUUUAGUUGUACCUUCAGUUUGUAAUUCCUCUGUCAUGUCGGUUGAUGUCUACCCUGUGAGAGUGUGCGAGCUGGUGUCUGCUCGUAAUUGAAUAACGGGACGUCAGAUGCAAGCUUCGUGAGACGACUCAAUAUGCACGUUUAAUCUGCAGUGCCUUGCAUCGCUUCCCUAAUGUGCAUCGACUGAAUACAUUGAGCCACUA
Messenger RNA from Amphibalanus amphitrite, 3856 nucleotides. Its product is annotated as leucine-rich repeat-containing protein 40-like. The record is from RefSeq and is a predicted model, not a curated record. The coding region runs from base 43 to 2379 and encodes 778 amino acids. Gene Ontology annotation, molecular function: protein binding. The transcript has 14 exons. NCBI's taxonomy places the organism in Eukaryota, Metazoa, Arthropoda, Thecostraca, Balanomorpha, Balanidae.